This is a messenger RNA of Coprinopsis cinerea okayama7#130, 927 nucleotides long. Its product is annotated as mitochondrial protein. NCBI's taxonomy places the organism in Eukaryota, Fungi, Basidiomycota, Agaricomycetes, Agaricales, Psathyrellaceae. The transcript is spliced from 5 exons. Gene Ontology annotation, cellular component: mitochondrion. The record is from RefSeq and is a predicted model, not a curated record. Bases 1 to 927 code for a protein of 308 amino acids.
AUGGCCUCAGCUUAUGACGCCUUUUUUCCCGACCACCACUCUCACUCACCUCGCCAUGUUAUCCGCAACACGCUCAACCUCACUCCUCGCCCACGCCAAAUCACUCACUCCAUCCCUCAACCAAAUACGUGCGCCUCCCAUCACAGUAUCACAACAAAUACCUUAUACUUACGGUUCUUCAAGGUAGCCAGGGCAUCAGCUUCUCGAAUCCGCAUUCACAAACGGGCUGCGUCGACUAAACCUGAUGCUCUCCAACUCCAAUACACAGUCCAAGCACCAGGAACCAACAAGCAGGACCGCGCAGUCGUCAUUCUCCAUGGAUUCUUUGGCUCUAAGCGAAAUUGGGGGACCCUUUCAAAGACACUAAUGGAACGACUCCAACGACCCGUAUACGCCUUGGACCUCAGAAACCACGGCGAAUCACCGCACUCUGAGGUUAUGACAUACGAAGCCAUGGCAAACGACGUCUGGCGGUUCAUAAACGAGAAAAACCUCUCAGAGGUAUCACUUAUUGGCCACUCCAUGGGAGGGAAAGUAGCCAUGUCAGUCGCACUCCAAGCCGGAAACGAACAACCACCACAUACCCUAAACGACCUCAUCGUAGUCGACGUCUCCCCAGUCAAAGGACGAAUAUCCCACCAGUUCCGGACAUAUGUUGAUACCCUCAAGGAAAUCCAGGACCUCGGUCUCAAAACUCGCAAAGAAGCCGCGGACCAUCUUGCUCGAGUCGAACCAGAUCCGGCAGUUCGAGCAUUCCUCCUUACCAACCUCCUCCCAUUCGACAAAGAAGACCCUCGCGCCAAGUUUAUGGUCCCUCUCAACACAUUCAAAAACUCGAUAGAUGCUAUUGGAGACUUCCCUUAUACCCCCGGCGACCGUGAUUGGAGUGGAAGGACAUUAUUCGUUAAGGGAUCGCGCAGCCAGUGA